Notechis scutatus (mainland tiger snake) is the source of this 3020-nucleotide messenger RNA. Lineage: Eukaryota; Metazoa; Chordata; Lepidosauria; Squamata; Elapidae. The record is from RefSeq and is a predicted model, not a curated record.
GCUCUCAGGAGUCCUGUUGGGGGGGGGGGGGGGGGAGAGUUGCUCCGGCUUCGCGAGCACCAUGAGCGGGCUGCAGAACAGUGCUGCCCGAAGACAGUUUUUACUUGAGCGCUUACUGGAUGCAGUUAAACAGUGCCAGAUCCGGUUUGGAGGAAGGAAAGAGAUCGCUUCUGAUUCAGAUAGCAGAGUCACAUGCCUCUGUGCGCAGUUUGAGUCCGUCCUUCAGCAUGGUUUGAAGAGGACCCGGGGGUUAGCUUUGACCGCCGCCGCCAUCAAGCAAGUCACCGGUUUCUCCAGUAAAACUGAAAUGGAAUCCAUAUUUUGGUACUAUGUGAAAGAAGUUCUUAAUAAACACGAACUGCAACGUUUCUAUUCCCUGAGAAACAUCACUACGGAUACAGGUCGAGGACGGGCUUGGCUACGCUGUGCUCUCAAUGAACAUUCCCUAGAAAGAUAUUUGCAUAUGUUGCUUGCAGAUAAAAACCAUCUUAGCGUCUUCUAUGAAGACUGGUCCUUCUUGAUGGACGAAGAACGAUCCAGUAUGAUUCCCACCAUGGCAGCUGGGCUGAACUCGAUUCUUUUUGCAAUCAACAUCGACAAUAAGGAUUUAAAUGGACCGAGCAAAUGCCCACCCUCUGUCUCCGACCUUCUCAAGGAAUCCACCCAGAACGUGACCUCUUUGCUGAAGGAAUCCACCCAAGGGGUCAGCACCCUCCUCCGGGAGAUCACAUCUUCCUCUCCCGUUUCCAUGCUAAUCAAAUCGGAUCAGGAUGCUGACCUCCUACCUAUUUUAUCCAAGAGUGUCAGUGGCGAUUUAAAAUGCCGGAAAGAUCGCACGAAGAAAAAGAAGAAAGUCACAAAAAUCAUUUCGUUCGAUGAUGAAGAGGGCCUCCUUUUGGGGACCCCCAUACGGGGGACAGCGGCAGGGGAAGACUCCGAAGAUGGCUGCGACAGACUGUCAGCCUCGGCAGCUUCUUCGGUAACUGAACAGAUGGAUCUUCUGCCCGGCAACCAGGAAGACACGUCGCUGAAACAUCAUUCUGAGUACCUGAACGGAGACUGCAGCUACCUGAAACUAGAUGUCAAAAGCAUAGAUGAUGAAGAGGCCGAAGAGAACGAGGAGAACCACACCAGAACAUUGAGGAACCACAGUGUGAUGGAAGACGCACAGGUGCUCGCAAAACCCGCUGAAGGUGUGAUGUCCCAUUCGCUGGUUUGCACGGGGACGCCUCUACAAGUGCUGAACGAUGACGCGGAUGAAUUGUUCCCAGUCAACGCUGUGGGUUCUUUCUCCCAGAGUGAAAACCUGGAAGACGGCAAUGAACAUGAAAAUGCAGAUUUUUCAGUAGAAUUGACUCAGAGCAAUGCUGAAUUGCACUACAGCUCUCCUGUCCAAAAGAAUGCAUUAACCGAACUUCUGCCUUCGGAUAACGUACCAGAAUCGAUGACUGUGGAGGAACUUCGGCAAGCUAUUGUAGCUAUGAUGAACAGAAAGCAUGAACUAGAAGAACAGACUAGUUCCUUGCGGAGCCUCUUGGAAGGCGAGAUGGAACAUUCGGCGGGACUCCGUCAAGAGGUGGACAACCUGAAGAAGAAAGUUUCAGAGCACGAAGAGCAUUAUACAGUGAGGAUCCAGGCCCUGGCAAGGGAGAAUGAGGUGCUCAAAGUCCAGCUAAAGAAAUACGUCGGGGCUGUCCAGAUGUUGAAAAGAGAAGGUCAAACCAUGGACGUCUUGCCAAAUCUUUGGAACGCAGAUAGUGAAUUUUCUAUUCCCGAACAAAAGCAAGUGGAAAACAAUGAGGAACGCGCAAAUUCUUAUGAAAGGAAGCUGAUUGAGGUGGCGGAAAUGCAUGGGGAACUGAUCGAGUUCAACGAACGCCUCCAUCGUGCCUUGAUGGCCAAAGAAGCCCUGGUGACUCAGAUGAGACAAGAACUGAUCGAUCUGAGAGGACCGGUUCCUGGAGAUCUCAGUCAAACCUCUGAAGAUCAAAGCCUGUCAGAUUUUGAAAUAUCAAACCGAGCCCUUAUAAACGUCUGGAUUCCUUCAGUCUUUCUCCGUGGGAAAGCAGCAAAUGCAUUUCAUGUUUAUCAACUAUAUAUCAGGAUAAAAGACGACGAGUGGAAUGUUUAUCGAAGAUACACAGAAUUCAGAGGGCUUCACCACAAGUUGCAGAUGAGAUAUCACCAAGUACGAAGCUUUAACUUCCCACCCAAAAAAGCGAUCGGAAACAAGGAUGCAAAGUUCGUGGAGGAACGUCGGAAGCAGUUGCAAAGCUACUUAAGAAACGUGAUGAACAAAGUCAUCCAGGCUCUGCCAGAAUUUAUCGCCAACCCCAAAAAAGAGACUCUCAUCCAACUGAUGCCCUUUUUCGUGUGAGUAUCUCUCGAAAAAGAUUGAUUGUUUUUAAUGGGCGGUUGAGUGGUAUUUUACUUCCUUCCUUAAUUUAUGAAGUGGGGAAAAAAAAGAAACCACCUUUGAGGAGGACUUCUGUGAGGCUGUCACAACUUGGAGUGUAAUUUAAGAGGCAUCCUUCAUCCAGCACAAAAAGGUUUAAAUGUGUUUUGAGAGAGAGAAGGGGGCUUAAAAACAAUGACAAUGGCGCUACUUCAUUUGAAGUGCGAUUGGAUUGCGUUGAUAGCAGUAAAUAGGUCUUUUAGCGAUGAAUAGAAUUGUAAGAGAGGGGGGAAAAGGAGCUCUCCGUUUGGAGGAACGGUGUUGGAAACAAUCCCACAACUUCAGGAAUGGGGGAACAUCCUCUUUUUCCAUGGACACUGUGAAAUGGAAAGUUUGUACCUCCCAUCUUGGAUUGUAGAAGUCAUCCUCACCUAGCGACCACAAUUGAAACUGGUAACUCGGUCACUAAGUGUUGUGUUGCCAAGCAAAACGUCGUGUCGUUUCAGGGAGGCUUAUGUUCUUCUUUGCCCUUCAAAUGUUAAGUGAAUCACUGUGGGGCAUUAAGGAAACAUCCCAGGACUGCAUCUUAUGAUUUGAUGCCUUCUCUACAAGCUGGUAGAGAGUU